UAUAUUUUGAACAAGGUGGAACAAGGCCUACUGAUAUUUUAUAUGCUAAAUUAAAUAUAAGUCCGUAGAACAAUGCGUAGUGUGUUGAACCUGGGUCCUCGCGGGGCACGGCAGUCUAGUUCUCAAGAGGAGGUCGUCGAGCCAGCUCCCUUCAAUGACACCAAUAUUGUUACCCUGUCCCUGGACCUGAUGGGCGAAAGCGCCGAAGAAUCUCUGUUAUUGGUCCUCUUCAACGACCAAGUUAUCUUAGAAACGAAGUGGGAGGAUGGCGUCUCACUUGAUCCAGAAGUGUUGCAGCUAGACCUCUCACAACCAGAAGAUUUAUGCUUAGCCACCGAUACGCCAGUGAUUCUGAUAUUACGGACAAUAGUUGCAUCAAAAACUCCGAAGAAGUACGAACCCAUGCUCCAUCCUGACAAUAAAGCGGGUGCUAAUAUUGAUAUUCUACCUAUUGUGUUGGGUCAGUCAGAAUUGACUAUAAACGUGCCGCUGGUAUUGAUCAAGACGGGAAAAGAUACGGGUCUGUCUCUCAAUGCUACAGUCAAAUCUGAACCUGCAAUACAACACGAUAAUGUGCUGGUGACAUUGACUAUGCUCAGUGCUCAUUGCAUGCCGACAGUCAAGGAAGGGACAGCAUAUCUGUGCGCUCUGGCACUAGAUGACCUGGUUGAUCCAGCUGCUGUCAAGUUUGGGAUGUCCCAGACUCCGUCGGAUGAAGAUCCUAUCAAUAAAUUGGUCUGGCCGAAUGCUAGUGCCCUCGGCCAUGCAGCAAAAACAGGUUACGACUUUCCCGAUGAUGAUAUAUUCAUGGAAAGUAAUUUGAAAUGUAGUGAAAACUGCAAUAAUGUUCAUUGGAAAUCUGUUAAACGCCUGUUGAUCGACAAAGAAGCACUACGCAACCGAUUGGAGACACACUUUGUCAUUGAAAUAGCAGCCAUACCCAGGACGGGGAAAAUGGAGCUACGUGGUCGUUAUACCGGAUUAGUAGAUGCAGCUGUCUUGCUUCAGCCAAACCAGUAUGGAGUAACUACGAGCACUAAACUAAUAUUUUACAUGGAAGAAAAUAAGCUGCCUAACGUUGGAAGUUUAUUGGAAGUCAGAACUCCUCAGAGCGGGAAAGCCAGUGCUCGCUCAAAGCACUCAAAGGCAGAAACAAGGGAAGGCUUUGUCUAUGAUGAACAGGGUCAUUCUGCGUUCAUAACGAUGCGGUUUGAUUUAUCAGAACCACUUGUUGAAAAUCCAAAUUUUAAUUCACUGUUUGAACCCUUGGACAUUGUAAUAGCUGACGAUGACGAAUCUAAAUUGAAAGAGGAAUUACAACUUGAACCUUCACCCGAUGAUCCGAGCAUAGAUGUGAGGAGGAUCCGUAAAGAAUGUGGAGCUUUAGCUGUACAUCGAGAGUUGAGCGAGCUGGCCAGCAGAGGACCUAUGACGAUGAACCAGAGCAUCAAACGUACGGCUGCCAACCGACUUUUAUCAAGAGUGAGAACUAUGGUGAAACAGUUCUCUCCUGAAGAAUGUGCCAGUAUAGAAUGGCAGGAGACCGUGACCGCCCACCAUGCGGCCAGUCGCCAGGCCGUCACCGCAUCAUUCAGACCACAACCUCCUCGCAUCAGACAAUCACUUAAUGGAGCUUCGGACGCUGCAAUGGCCGGAAAAAAGGAAAUAGCUCAAUAUUACAUCGAGAGGAAUGUAAAGCUAGCCCCUAAUCAACCGAGACCAUUAUUGGCUAAGGCUAUACAUUGUCUAGAGCUUAGACAUGAUACGGAGGCGAGAGAUCUUUUAAUGCAAGCUGUAAAAGCACAUCCUAAAAAUAGAUACCUGUUGUGGGCAUUUGCUGCCCAAGAGUUCAAUAAGGAUGAAGACGCAGCACAAAAAGCUACAGCAGCUUUAACUAUUGCAGUUAAGGGUGACUAUUCUGAUGGUCCUACAAUAUCAAUAGCUUGGGCAGCCUUGCACACAGUUCAUCAUUAUUUAAAAAAUGAACAUGCUGCAUUCGUCGCGGUGAGGGAAAUGAGAAAAGCCUUUGAGCUACCAAUAAACUGGAAGGGUUUCUUAAAAAAAUGGGAAGAAUCUAGUGGGAUUAAAGAGGUGAUUUAUAUGCCAUCUUCCUUGGAGGUAGAUGAUCCAUUUGUGUUAGCAGCAGCGUUUUUCUUAUCCCUUCGAGGAUACGCGCUAGCUGAGAGUCUGCUGCAGUGCUACGAGCAAGGUUGCAGCGUCCGUGGGUCGAGGUUGGGAUUAGAAUUGAACUUGGGGCCCAAUAUUUACUAUGUGCGAGCUGCCUCUCUACUGUUACGACGGCAUCACGAUGAGGCUUUAAACAUGGUGAAUAGUGGAACAUUGCGGUUUGGUCCUUGUGCUAUUCUGUCACAAAUCCGGUUGGCGUGUUUGUUUGCAAUGAAUGGUUGGGAUGAGGAGUGUGAAACAGCUUUGAUUGAGGCGGAGAAGGCGGGGGCGGAGUGCCCUGCGCUGCUGAUGCAGGCGGCGCUGGCGGGGAUGCGGUCGGAGCCGGCGGUGGCGCUGCAGCGGGCUGCGCGGGCGCACAAGAUGGCGUCGAACGCGUACACCGCGCUGACUGUCGCCCGCGUGUACAGCAAGCUGGGAGAGCGCGGCCUGGCGGAGCGCUGGGCCGCUGCGGCCGUGCAGCUCGAGCCGCUAUUGGCUGAUGGCUGGGCCUUCCUCGCCGGCCUGGCCCUCUACCGUCGAGACGCCGACAAAGCCCGCGCCAUGCUGCACACCGCCAAGCAGGCCGGGGAAAUAAGUCCAGAUUUGAAAGAGAAAAUAAAAACGAUGAUCUCGAUCGUGGACGCGAGAACUCUGUCUCAUAGUUUGGCGAAGGAGCUGUGUCUUUGUGAAGUGUGUGGUCAGGAGGAACAGUUUUAAUUGUGCAUAGUUGUGAUUUAAUUUUGUUAUAAUUUUUGAACUAGGAAGUAGUUAAGUACAAGUACUUCGUAAUUUCACAUAAAA
This is a messenger RNA of Plutella xylostella (diamondback moth), 2967 nucleotides long. RefSeq lists its product as uncharacterized. The record is from RefSeq and is a predicted model, not a curated record. Gene Ontology annotation, molecular function: protein binding. NCBI's taxonomy places the organism in Eukaryota, Metazoa, Arthropoda, Insecta, Lepidoptera, Plutellidae.